AUGGCAACAACCAAUGAGGCAGCAAUCAAUGGGGCAGCAGCCAAUGAGGCAGCAAUCACUAUGGCAGCAACCAAUGUUGCAGCAACCAAUGAGGCAGCAACCAAUGAGGCAGCAACCAAUGAGGCAGCAACCAAUGUGGCAGCAACCAAUGUGGCAGCAACCAAUGAGGCAGCAACCAAUUUGGCAGCAGCCAAUGAGGCAGCAACCAAUGAGGCAGCAACCAAUGAGGCAGCAACCAAUGAGGCAGCAGCCAAUGAGGCAGCAACCAAUGAGGCAGCAACCAAUUUGGCAGCAGCCAAUGAGGCAGCAACCAAUGAGGCAGCAACCAAUGUGGCAGCAACCAAUGUGGCACCAACCAAUGAGGCAGCAACCAAUUUGGCAGCAACCAAUGAGGCAGCAACCAAUGUGGCAGCAACCAAUAUGGCACCAACCAAUGAGGCAGCAACCAAUUUGGCAGCAGCCAAUGAGGCAGCAACCAAUGAGGCAGCAACCAAUGUGGCAGCAACCAAUGUGGCAGCAACCAAUAUGGCAACAACCAAUGAGGCAGCAAUCAAUGGGGCAGCAGCCAAUGAGACAGCAACCAAUGAGGCAGCAACCAAUGAGGCGGCAACCAAUGAGGCAGCAACCAAUAUGUCAGCAGCCAAUGAGGCAGCAACCAAUGAGGCAGCAACCAAUGAGGCAGCAACCAAUAUGUCAACAACCAAUGAGGGAGCAAUCAAUAUGGCAGCAACCAAUGAGGCAGCAACCAAUGAGGCAGCAACCAAUAUGGCAGCAACCAAUCUUGCAGCAGCCAAUGAGGCAGCAACCAAUGAGGCAGCAACCAAUGAGGCAGCAACCAAUAUGUCAACAACCAAUGAGGCAGCAAUCAAUAUGGCAGCAAUCUAUGGGGCAGCAGCCAAUGAGGCAGCAACCAAUGAGGCAUCAACCAAUAUGGCAGCAACCACUGUUGCAGCAGCCAAUGAGGCAGCAACCAAUGAGGCAGCAGCCAAUGAGGCGGCAAUCAAUAUGGCAGCAACCAAUGAGGCAGCAACCAAUGAGGCAGCAACCAAUAUGGCAGCAACCAAUGAUGCAGCACCCAAUGAGGCAGCAACCAAUGAGGCAGCAACCAAUAUGGCAACAACCACUGUUGCAGCAGCCAAUGGGACAGCAGCCAAUGGGGCAGCAACCAAUAUGGCAACAACCACUGUUGCAGCAGCCAAUGGGACAGCAGACAAUGGGGCAGCAACCAAUAUGGCAACAACCACUGUUGCAGCAGCCAAUGGGACAGCAGCCAAUGGGGCAGCAACCAAUAUGGCAACAACCAAUGUUGCAGCAGCCAAUGAGGCAGCAAUCAAUGUGGCAGCAACCAAUGAGGAAGCAAUCAAUGAGACAGCAACCAAUGGGGCAUCAACCAAUGGGGCAGAAACCAAUAGGGCAGGAACCAAUGGGGCAUCAACCAAUGGGGCAGAAACCAAUGGGGCAGGAACCAAUGGGGCAGGAACCAAUAGGGCAGGAACCAAUGGGGCAGGACCCAAUGGGGCAUCAACCAAUAUCCCUAUUAGUUGUGUAAUCUAG
Messenger RNA from Oncorhynchus kisutch (coho salmon), 1554 nucleotides. RefSeq names its product mucin-21-like. The coding region runs from base 1 to 1554 and encodes 517 amino acids. The record is from RefSeq and is a predicted model, not a curated record. NCBI's taxonomy places the organism in Eukaryota, Metazoa, Chordata, Actinopteri, Salmoniformes, Salmonidae. The transcript has a single exon.